UUCACUUCGAAAGAAUCGACUCCCUGAAUGAAUCUGAUCCGAGUCGGUCGUCUCGGUUUGUUUGUGCUGUCUUGAGACGCGGAACACGCAAGAUCGUAAUGGCAGUCCAGGUGUUUUGCCGGGGUCAGCGCUUGGCUCUGCUCAUGCUCAGUAGGAGUGUGUCUCACAGCAGUGUCUCCAUCAGCGAGCCGGACUCACACACACACACACCUGCGCCAUUCUCCCGCUCCGCCAUCGGGACCUUCUUCCAGGAGCGACCUCUGCUCACAAACCCCUUUACCCAGGAUGCACUGCUCCGGGCCUACCUGCAGCGCCACCUACCUGAUCAGCAGGUGCAGCGGGAUCUCCUGCUCUUCGGUGACCGGCUGGUCUCUGAGAUCGAGGCUCUGGGUCGUCAGUGUGAGCUGAGUCCUCCUGUGCUGCAGCGCUAUGACGCCUGGGGCCGCCGCGUGGACCGCAUCCUCACCUGCGACGCCUGGACACGCCUCAAACACAUCUCUGCACAGGAGGGCCUGGUGGCAGCGGGGUACGAGCGCACCUACGGAGAUUGGAGUCGAGUGUAUCAGAUGAGCAAGAUCUACCUGUUCGCGCCGUCCGCUGGACUCUACACCUGCCCGCUGGCCAUGACGGACGGAGCUGCUAAAGUCAUCGAGUCUUUAGGAGUGCCGGUCAGAGAAGCGUUCGAGCGUCUGACCACACGUGAUGAGAAGAGGUUCUGGACGUCCGGACAGUGGAUGACCGAGCGCAGGGGAGGAUCUGACGUCUCGAGUGGUACGGAGACGGUUGCCAGGCGACAGCAGGAUGGAUGGUUCAAGCUAUAUGGCUUUAAGUGGUUCACGUCGGCCACAGACGCUGAUAUGACGCUGACUCUGGCUCGCAUCACAGACCGGCACGGACGCAGCACAGCGGUACUGACACACACUCACAGCCGUGAUGUGCCGACGGCCGAGCUGCUGCUGGACGGCAUGAGCGCUGAGCUGCUGUCAGAGGAAGGCCGCGGCGUCGCCUCCAUCGCUAACAUGCUGACUAUAACACGCAUCCACAACACAGUGUGUGCGGUGGGUGCCAUGAGGAGGAUCACUCACCUGUGCAGGGAAUACGCACGCAAGCGUGCCACCUUCGGGAAGCUGCUAAAGGAUCAUGCGCUACAUGUGCAAACGCUCAGCAGACUGGAGGUGGAGACUCGCGCUGCAUUUCUGUUUGCAAUGGAAGUGUGUCGUCUGCUGGGCCGCGAGGAGAACAGAAGCGCUAGCGACAGAGACGCACUCCUGCUGCGGCUGCUCACACCCAUCGCCAAACUCUACACCGCAAAACAGGCGGUCAGUGUCGUGUCAGAGGGGCUGGAGUCGUUCGGCGGUCAGGGAUACAUUGAGGACACAGGGCUUCCCUCCAUGCUGCGCGACGCUCAGGUGAGUGUGUGGGAGGGAACCACUAAUGUUUUGUCUCUGGAUGUUCUCCGCUCCAUCGCGAAGUCGUCUGGGUCGGUUCUGCAGGCCUUCUUCACCGACGUCACCGAGCGUUUGCUGGUGGCCGAAGCGUCUGCUGCUCUGCGUCCGGCCGUCACAUCUCUGCGCACAUCGCUCUCGGCUCUGAAGCGUUUCGCUCAGACAGCAGCGGCUCGACCCGCGGGAACUCUGGAGCUGUCAGCGCGAGACCUGGCCUACAGCCUCGCUCGCAUUUACAUGGGAGCGCUGCUGGUGGAUCACGCCACGUGGGAGAACGCAACAAACACCGACAUCUACGCCGCUCUCAGGUGGUGUGAUCAGGAUCUGUGUCCGGUGAUCAGUCGAGACGCUGCCGGGUGUUAUGAUCCACAAACAGCAGCGAUGGACACGGCUCUGGUGUACGACGGCCUGCAGCCCUGAGAAAACACACACACACUCUCUCUCACACACACACACACUGCAUACACACACGCUCUCUCACACACACACUCGUAUUUGUUGUGGUAAAUCACAAUGUCUGCCGCUCUGCCGAGGCGUUUGAUUGUAGUCGGUUUCACUGUCAUGUCAAGAGUUCAUGUAGUGUGAAUAGUAAAAUAUAUGUAGUGUGUGUGUGUGUGUGAGAGAUCUCCUGGAGGAACCCACAGAAACUCUUCAGACGACUGCAAUCAGAUUCACUUCCGUUCAUUCAGAGCUUUGCUGUGAGAAUCGGAGAAAGAAAGAUCUACUGGCUCACGAUGAGAAUCCAAAUCAAACGCUGACUGUCUGACUGAAGAUAUAACAAACUCAACUAACUUGUAGGUUAACUAGUUUCAAAUGCUGGUUUGUAGUUGAUGUCACUUCUUGGGUGUGGCUAAUUAUUUCUUUAUGUGUAACUAAAUGAUUAUGUUUGAACAGAUGUGGUGAAUGAUGAUUGUAAUUGCUGGCUGCAUGAAUAAAUGGACAUGUGUUUGAUCUGA
This is a messenger RNA of Sinocyclocheilus anshuiensis, 2401 nucleotides long. RefSeq names its product acyl-CoA dehydrogenase family member 11. The transcript has 16 exons. Gene Ontology annotation, molecular function: acyl-CoA dehydrogenase activity. NCBI's taxonomy places the organism in Eukaryota, Metazoa, Chordata, Actinopteri, Cypriniformes, Cyprinidae. Bases 99 to 1865 code for a protein of 588 amino acids. The record is from RefSeq and is a predicted model, not a curated record.